AUGAACCAAUCUACCGUUCAAUUUCUUUUAUUUUUGGUUAUUGGAUUAUUUUGUCAACUGACACAUGCAUUGAAUCCAAUACUUCCUACAGUGACCACUCUCACUAAUAGUACCAAUACAAAUAAUGAUUUUACCUCUGUUUUGGGUAAUUAUAUUGGAAGUGUUUCAUGUGUUGCCUCAUCAAGGGAUGGUUCUGAAUUUUACUUUUGUACCAAUGAAGUUAUUCGAAAGGUUAGAAAAGAUGGAACUCUUCAGACUAUAGCAGGUAUUUAUGGUAAUACAGGUUAUAACACUGAUCAUAAUGGAGAUGCUUUGAAAGCAAAGAUUGACUCUCCUUUUUCUCUCUUUCUUGAUGAUAGUAAUGGUGAUUUAUAUUUCACAGAUUCGAAUAAUUAUUUGGUUAGAAAAAUUGAUGUGAAUGGAAAGAUUUUUGAUAUUGCUGGUAUUCCCCGAACUAGUGGAUAUGAUGAUCGUAGUUUGAAUAGUUCAACUUUCGUUGGGCCAAGACAAUUAUUUGUCCACGGUCCCAACAAGGACAUUUAUCUUGCUGAUGGAGAAAAAGUGAGAUUAAUUUCACAAGUCAACUCGACUGUUUCAACCAUUGCUUACUAUCAAAAUAUGAAUGGAUUGGUUAUUAAUCCAUCAAAUGGUGAUAUUUACUUGUCAGCCUAUAAUAAUAUUGUUAAAUUGUUGAGUAAUGGAGUGAUGAGUGUAAUUGCAGGAGAUGGCAAUAAUUAUAAUAAUGGAUAUAGAGAUGGAAAUGCAACUCAAGCUCUGUUUUACUAUAUUCCCUCUCUUUCAUUCAAAGACUCGACACAAGAGUUGUUCAUUUCAGAUCUGAAUAAUCAACGUGUCAGAGUGUUGAAUAUGAAUUCUAAUCAGGUUUCAACACUUUUGGGAAACGAUAUCAAUUCAUAUGAAAGAACAUAUCUUCCACAAAAUGGAAAGGAUGUGUAUGUAAGACCCUACCAAAUUCAAUAUCUACCACAAUUGGAUCAAUUAUUGAUUGCCGAUCUUGAUAAUCGAGUUAUUAGAAAGGUAGAUCUACAAAAUCAACAAGCAUGGACAACAAUUAUAGCAGGUUCACCAGAUCCAUACACUAUUUCAGGAACAACCUAUGGACAAUCAUUUGUCAAAGGAAACAGCCUGGCUUAUUCAUUGAAUGAGGAUUCAUUUGUGGUUUCAAGUUACCAACAAGUUGUCAAAUUUAAAGAUGGAUUGACAACUUUCCUGUUUAACACAGGUCUUUCUGGAAGUAACAAGUAUCAAAUAGAAUAUGCUGAUAAUCAGAACAAUAUCUAUAUCAUUGGUGAUAGAGUAAUGUACAAGUAUUUAACCAAUGGAACAAGACUUUUAUUUGCUCCAGAUUACUUUGGAGUUGAUAAUGUCCCGUUUGAGCAAGCAAUUACCUCAUCAAACUAUAUUGACAUCAAAUUUGAUAAGAAAACAAGUGAAAUUUACUUGUUAAGUUUGGACAGAAUUAGAAAGAUUUCACAAAAUGGAAUAAUUUCAACUAUUCACAUAACAGCUGACAGUUCAGGUAAUAGUCUAUACAAUGGAAAUCCACAGUCAAUUGAAAUAGAUUCAAAUUCUAAUGUUUACUUCUCAGAUAGAACCUCUAUCUAUAGAGUUGAUUCUUUAGAAAAAUCAACCAGAAUUAUUGGAACAGGUUCUUCAACUUCCAAUAACUAUGAAAGUGGUAUUGGCACGGAUGUUCAAUUAAAUUACCCUCUAGGUUUGACAUUUAAUGCACUUGAUGGUCAACUAUAUUUUGUUGAUGCUUAUAAUCAUAGAAUCAGAGUUUACAAUUUCACAUCUCAAAUAGUUUCAACCUUUUCUGGAGGAACGAUAAGUGGAUAUCAAGAUGGUCCAAUUCAGACUGCACGUUUUUACUUUCCCAAUGGUCUUGAUAUAGAUACUACCAAUGGAGAUCUAUAUGUUUCAGAUACUUUCAAUUGUGUUAUUCGAAAGAUUUCUAAUGGAGUCGUUUCUACUGUGGCUGGUCAAUACCAAAACACCAAUUACCAAAAUGGUAAUCUCUCAACUGCCUCAAUAGGCUAUCCAUACUAUUUGAGUUACUACAAUGGCAUGAUUUUCACAGUUUACGAUAAUGAAUUAAUAGAGAUAUCAUUAACAGGUAAUUCAGUUGAAAGAAAGACAACCAGAAGUUCUGUUGUAAGUGGGGAUAACAAAGAACUUUCUGAAGAAAACACCCUUGCUACAGUUGCAGCAGCAAGAAUUUCAUCCAUUGAUGGAAAUUUAUACUUCCUCGAUGGUAAAAGAGUGAGAAUUGUGGAUAUGGAUGUAAGAACUGUUUCCACUAUUAUUGGUCAACUGGUGGAAAAUGUUCACUAUACUAAAACUCAAUUUACUCCAUAUGGUGUUAAUGUGAAUUAUAAUAGCGGAGAAAUGAUGAUUUAUGAUUAUGAAUAUAGCAGAGUGAGAAAGAUUGAUGCUAAUGGAAUAGUUUCAACAAUAGUUGGCAAUGGCUUGUACAAUCCUUAUUAUGUUUAUCCAAAUAUUACCAAAGCAACUGACUUUCCACUUAUGGAAUUUAAUGAUUUCACCACAUGUCCAAAUGAUGAUAAUGUUUACUUGCUUAUUAAUUCAUACUUUUUCAAGUUAACACCAGAUGGAAUGUUGAGAAAACAAUUGGAUGGUUUAUCCAUUGAAAGUUAUACUAUACAAUGUACCAAGUUUGGAACCAUUAUUUUGGUGAGAGACAAUGAAAUUUAUAGAUUUGAUGAGAAGGAAAAUGUGUUAAAGUUAGUGACUGGAAAAUCUGGAUCGACCUCAAUGGAAGAUGGAUUAUUGAGUAAUGCAACAUUUGGUGAUAUUGUUGGAAUUUCAGUUUCACCUUUGACAAAUGCCAUUGGUGUAAUUCAUAUGAGUAAUGGAAAUGGAAGAGUUGUAAGAAAGAUUGGAUGUCCAGAUGGUUAUGAAAUGCAAGAUGAUUUCCAAACUUGUCUUCCAUUUUGUUUCAACAAAACCUCAACUGCUGCCUGUUCUGGAAAUGGAUUAUGUAGUGAUGUAAAUACCUGUUCAUGCACAAGUGGAUGGUUUGGAAUUGAAUGUGAGAAGCCUAUUUGCUUUGGAUUGAAUGGAAGUGAUGCCUGUAAUGGUCCAUUCAAAGGCAAUUGUUCCUCUUUCAACAAUUGCACCUGCUCAAAUGAAUACACGGGUAAAGAAUGUGGAACACCAAUUUGUUUUGGAUUGAUUGACAAUAAUGCAUGUGGUGGAAGUUUGAAUGGUAGCUGUCUCUCACCAAAUAAUUGUUCAUGUGUAAAUAAUCACUACGGAAAUGACUGUAGCCAAUUUGAUUGUUAUGGAACAAUCUCCACAAACACAUCAGUUUGUUCUGGACACGGCAGUUGUUUAUCACCAAAUAAUUGUUUAUGUGCAAAUAACUACUAUGGAAAAGAGUGUAACCAAUUUGAUUGUUAUGGAACUAUCUCCACAAGUGUAUCUGUUUGUUCUGGACACGGCAGUUGUUUCUCACCAAAUAACUGUGCUUGUGUGGGUGGAUGGUCAGGAAGUGAAUGUUCAACUUCACCAAAAGUUCUCGAGAGUCAAAGAUUGGGUGAUUCAUCAAUCAUCACAUCAUUCAACGUGGUUGAUGGUCAUUGUUUUUUCUCUAUUGUAUGUAAAUGGAUUUGGGUUGUAAAACCAAUAAAUAAGAUUAGUCAUUAA
Messenger RNA from Naegleria gruberi, 3690 nucleotides. RefSeq lists its product as uncharacterized. The record is from RefSeq and is a predicted model, not a curated record. The coding region runs from base 1 to 3690 and encodes 1229 amino acids. The transcript has a single exon. NCBI's taxonomy places the organism in Eukaryota, Heterolobosea, Eutetramitea, Acrasida, Naegleriidae. Gene Ontology annotation, molecular function: protein binding.